AUUCAAGUUCUUUUUUCUUUUAAUUCAGUUAUCUAAUUAAUUCCUACACUUUUUUAUUUUUUCAUUCAUUCAUUUUGUAUUUUUAAUUCACACGCAACAGCCACACAAACACAAACACACGCACACAGAUAUUUUUUAUAUUCAUUAAUUUUUUAUUAUGAGUUCGUUUUAUGACGAAGUAGAAAUUGAGGAUAUGGAAUUUGACGAGGAGACACAGGUGUACCAUUACCCAUGUCCAUGCGGCGAUCGAUUCGAGAUACCCAUUGAGGAUUUGCGCAACGGCGAGGAUGUCGGAAAGUGUCCCAGCUGCUCGUUGCUUUUGAAGAUUAUUUAUGAUCCGGACGAGUUUAUGGAUGACGAUGAUGACGAAGGGGUUAUUGAACUGGGAACGACGAUUGUGGUAGUUUAGAUUUUAGAUUUUUUUUAUUAUUGAAAUUGUUUUUUAUAGUCAUUUUCAGGCCAGUGCUGACAAUUACGCUGUAACAAAUCCACAAGCUUGGGGAUGAUUGUGUUUACGCACUUGCCCUUUUACAUUUCGGUUGUUUAUCACAGGGGACAGGGCUUUGUCAAAGGAGCGAGUGUAUCUAUUUUCUCUGGGCGAGAGAGGUACGGACGUUUUUUUUUUUUUUUUUUUUU
Kickxella alabastrina is the source of this 636-nucleotide messenger RNA. RefSeq lists its product as uncharacterized. The transcript has a single exon. Bases 158 to 409 code for a protein of 83 amino acids. Gene Ontology annotation, biological process: protein histidyl modification to diphthamide. The record is from RefSeq and is a predicted model, not a curated record. Lineage: Eukaryota; Fungi; Kickxellomycota; Kickxellomycetes; Kickxellales; Kickxellaceae. Gene Ontology annotation, molecular function: metal ion binding.